Messenger RNA from Acaulospora morrowiae, 251 nucleotides. The record is from the annotation of a GenBank genome assembly. Lineage: Eukaryota; Fungi; Glomeromycota; Glomeromycetes; Diversisporales; Acaulosporaceae.
GCAAAAAAUAUGAUAAUCUUGCUAAAAAUUAUGGAGACUUUUUAAAGAAAUUGCGGGCUGAAAAAAAUCCAAAUGACUAUAUUAAAGCAGUUGCAAUAAAAAUGUUUUCUAAUGAAAAAGCAUAUACUAUAAGAUUAGAAAAUUAUCGUAAAAGAUAUGUAGAUGAUGAUCUAUAUGCUAGUUUAAAAGAAUUAUAUAUACUUUAUUAUAAUAUAGCUAAAAAAGAAAAUCGUGAAAGAUCUGAAGAAGAG